CGCAAAGAAAAAAAAGAAAAAAAACAAAAUAGUACACACAUAUCUAAAUAGAAAAAUAAGCCUUCGGAGCGUCCUGAUUGGCUGUCCGCCUUCGUGCUUGUUGCGUCAUCCAAUGGCGAGCGAGGAGGACGAACAGCAACAAAUUGUUACUUGUUGCGCAUCGUGCUCCUUCGUGCCGAACACAUCGUCGUCGUCGUGGGCUCGUCAUCGUUCGACCGUCAUCGAGGAGGAUCGUCAGUGACGACGCGACGCGUCGUCGAGAAGAAGCGAGACAGAGUGAGGAGGAGAAAGCGGACGCGUGGAAGACGACGACGACGCGCCCCUUGACAUAGGCCAUCUUGUGCGGCGUCGGGAUUGAUGAAAGGGCCUGUUCCUUCAGGGGCACAGGUCGGAGCAGAUGCCCUGGUUGUUCUCUCAACUCUAACGCAGGUCUCUGCAAUCCGGAACGGAAGCGACCGAGAGGUGACCGAAAUCGGAAAGUCGCUGAGCGAAAGUCGGUGGCUCGUCGAGGAGGGAUCUCUUUCUCUCGCGAGGAAGGGAAGAAUCCUGGUAGAUUCCUGAAAUUGCGCACGCGACGUUUUGCGAUAAAUAAGCGAAGAUGGAGAAGAUAGAGAUUGUGAAAAUAGAAGAGUGUCCUAACGAUGCAUUGAUUGACGUAGCAACUACAGAGAUCUUAUUUGAAGCAAAUACCGCAGAUAUACAGAUACAGGAUGACUCUAUACUAGUAGAUUGUAGACCACAUGCCGAAGAUGUAAAAAUUAUUUCAGAAAAUGGUCAGAUUAUAUCAAUUAUAACUGAUUAUGAGUGUGUAACAUGUCACCGUGUCUUUCAAUCUGAAGAUAUGUUGAAGGAGCAUUUAGAUAUGUGCAGAGAGGAAGAUGACUCGACCAAUAUCAUGGAGUUCAGUCAUAUGGAAAAUUAUGAUUCGGAAGAGGAGGAAGAAGAGGAUGAGGAUGAUCCAGCAUUAAAUGAAGAUUCAGAUUCCACAAGCCAAAAGAAUAACAAUGAAAAAUCACAACCCAUAAUCAAGCCUGUACCAGAAACGCAAUGCCACUGUUGUGCGGAAGAUGUGAAGACAGCGCAUAGUGGUGGGGAAUUCAAAUGUCCCCAUUGUAAUCUUAGUUUUAAGAAGAAGGCGUCUUUGGAAAGACAUGAUAUAGUCAUACACUGGAAGUGUGAUUCGUGUACAUGCAACGAAUGCGGUUCAUCCUUCCGUGAUAAAAAAGCAUUGAACAAACAUCGUUAUACUACACACGGGGAUCGCAAAAUUUUUAGAUGUGAGCCUUGCGAUACUUAUUUCUCCCGGGGUUACCAUUUAAAUCGACACAUUUUGCAAUCUGGUUGUCACGGCAAUAUACUCAAUACAUUCAGUUGCCAAGUUUGUAAGAAAGUUUUCACGCGCAAGGAUAAUUUGCGAGAACACUUGCGUACUCACGCGGGAACACCUCAGAGGCAAAAGAAACCAUGUAAAUAUUGUCCAAAAGAGUUCUUUACGAGCCAACAGUUAUUGGUUCAUGAACGCAUGCACACAGGAGAGCGACCAGUCCCAUGCGAUUUGUGUCCCAAAACAUUCCUAUCAUCGUUGGCUUUGAAAAAGCAUCGUCGUGUACAUACUGGAGAGAAGCCGUUUGAAUGUAAAUAUUGUCAUAGAAAGUUUGCCGCUCGCGAGACGUUGAAUCGUCAUCAACGGACUCAUACAGGUGAAAAGCCGCACGUGUGCCAGUAUUGCGGUAAAUCAUUCAUACAGGCAGCUCAAUUAAGAGCGCACGUAUUUCAUCAUACUGGAGAGAAUGGUUUCCAUUGCGACGAUUGCGGCAAGGCGUUCAACCGGAAAGCACGUUUAAAUAUUCACAAGAAAUUCGUGCACGAAGGUGCUAUCCCGUUUUCAUGCAAAGAGUGUGAUAAAGGUUUCACUCGAAAGGAGGACUUGGUGAAACAUGAGCUGUUGCACACCGGCAUCAAACCAUUCAAAUGCGACAAAUGUACGAAAGCCUUUUCGGCAAAGUCGUCAUUGCAAGCUCAUCUCAACACUCACAGACGCGAACCACCCCAGUCGUGCGUAGAAUGUAACAGAGUAUUCAUCCGGCAAGAUUGUUUGAUGCGACACAUUCGGGCGAAGCAUCGAGAACUAUUGGAAGACGUAAUGAACGAGGUCGAGAGAAAACAUUUACAGACACAGUUGUUCAAUAUUGCUACGAUCGCUGCGGCCAAAACGAAAAACGGAGAAUCCAGAAGACUUUCCACCGACGAGUUGCUGAAAGCCAUCAUAGAUCUCUUGACGAUACUUAUUGAAGAGGAAACAUUACAGCUAUUUGGUUGGCCAGAGGCUCCGAUACAAGAUAUCCUGGAAGCCGUGAUUAGAAGAUGUGGACACGAGCCGAUAACGUCGGAAUCCAACAUGAUGUUCACCGAGAGGCUACGACAAAAUGUUAAACUUUUGUUUACUGUCGUCAUCGACACAGUGAAGGAUGACACUGUAAAAUCUCUUUUGACAACGAAGACAGUGGAUGAUGUCAUUCUCCACGUUUUAGAAAUAUCUAAUCGGAUACAGGAUUAGGAAAAAUAAGUAUAUUUGUUAUUACAUGAAAACUUUUU
This is a messenger RNA of Nylanderia fulva, 2595 nucleotides long. RefSeq lists its product as uncharacterized. NCBI's taxonomy places the organism in Eukaryota, Metazoa, Arthropoda, Insecta, Hymenoptera, Formicidae. The record is from RefSeq and is a predicted model, not a curated record.